Molecule: messenger RNA, 2460 nt
Organism: Fragaria vesca subsp. vesca
Lineage: Eukaryota; Viridiplantae; Streptophyta; Magnoliopsida; Rosales; Rosaceae
Product: two-component response regulator ARR12-like
Exons: 6
Coding region: 244-2184 (646 amino acids)
Biological process (GO): cytokinin-activated signaling pathway; phosphorelay signal transduction system
Molecular function (GO): DNA-binding transcription factor activity; DNA binding
Source: RefSeq, a predicted model, not a curated record
UUCUGGUUGUUCCAGCUUUCACUUCCUUGAGAUUCCAUUUUAGUUUCUUUGUUUCUCAUUCCCUACAAAACUUAAACCACUCCCUAUGAGGCAUCAUUACUACUAAUCAUCAUUGGUCUUCACCAAUCCAUCUUCCCUGUUUUUUUUAUUUCAUAGAUUCUGGGUCGUCCAGGCUCAUAAUUAUUAAGCUUUCAAGAUUUCAACUUUUCUGUGUUUUCUUCAUCAAGUUCUCUACUUGAAAAGAUGACUAUUGAGCCAUUAUUUGAUGAUCAAAGAGAUCAAUUUCCUAUUGGAAUGCGUGUUCUUAUCGUCGACGAUGAUGUCACUUGCCUGCGGGUCUUGGAGACUAUGCUUUAUAAGUGCCAGUAUCAUGUUACGGCUACCAGUCAUGCAUUUACAGCAUUGGAGUUGUUAAGAGGAAACAAGAACAAGUUUGACUUGGUUAUUAGUGAUGUCCAAAUGCCAGACAUGGAUGGAUUCAAGUUGCUCGAGCUUGUCGGGCUUGAGAUGGAUCUCCCUGUUAUAAUGUUGUCCUCAAAUGGAGAUCAUGAACUUGUGAUGAAGGGAGUAACCCAUGGAGCUUGUGAUUAUCUGGUAAAGCCCGUCCGUAUUCAGGAGUUGAAGAACAUCUGGCAACAUGUUAUCAGGAGAAAGAAGGGUGAUUCAAAGGAUCAGACAAAUUCUGGCAAUCAGGACAAGUCUCAUAUUGGAAGUUGUGGUGGAGGCAUGGGUAAUUCAGAUCAGAAUGUGAAGCUAACUAAAAAACGGAAGGAUCAGGAUGAGGAUGAGGAUGACAAUCGUGAUGAGGAUGGGUAUGAUAAUGACGACCCUUCGACUCAGAAAAAGCCUCGCGUUGUUUGGUCUGUAGACCUGCAUCGCAAGUUUGUUGCUGCUGUUAAUAAGUUGGGCAUUGACAAGGCUGUACCUAAAAAGAUUCUAGAUUUGAUGAAUGAGGAUAAGCUUACUAGAGAAAAUGUGGCAAGCCAUCUCCAGAAGUUUAGACUUUAUCUCAAAAGAAUCAGUUGCGUAGCAAACCAGCAAGCUAAUAUGAUGGCAGCUAUAGGCAGUUCAGAUUCUUCUUAUUUGCGAAUGAGUACUUUCAAUGGAGGUAGAAAUUACCAUGCAUUGACUGGACCUGGACAGUUUAACAACACUGGUUUUAGAUCCAUGCCACUUAAUGGGAUGAUCGGAAGAGUGAACGCUCCUGCUGGUCUGGGUCUGCAUUGCCUGCCGUCUUCAGGUUCAAUUAAAUUGGGUCAGGGACAACAUUCAAGCAACUCCAUUCUUGAUCAGAGCAUAUUUCCUGGAAACCGUAAUGGAAGUAUGCUUCAAGGAAAUUUGGAACUUGAUCAACGGCAUAGUAAGGGUGUCAACGGUACACCAGUUUUUCCCAUUUCCAGUGGCUUUCCAGAUGCAAAACUGACCAUGAGUAGAUCAAGUGAUUCUGUUGGGCUUACAGACAACCCAAUCUUAAGUCACCCUCGAGAUUUUGAAGGUGGAAGAGAAUAUGUAAACCAGUCUUCGCUUCCAGUGGCUCCCUUGAAAACUGAAUUUUGUGCCCCCUUUCUGGAUCAUGGUAGAUUGAAUGACAGCUGGGCAAGCGCUGCUCAGUCAUCUGCUUUCCGGUCAAAUUCUUUUCCAUCAAGUAACACAAGGGACAGUAUACCUGUUGUAAUGUCCUCGCAAAUGCGCAACUGUCAGUUUGAUGCUCCUAUAAAUUCAGUCUCCAGUCACUUGCAGGAUCCAGGAACAGACGUGCUGAUCCAACCUUCCGCAAUUAGUAGCACUGCUGGGCAGAUAAUUGAUAGUGAUCCAACUCAGGGGUGGGUGUGGAUGGAUCAUAAGCAGGAUUCCCCAUACUACCACUCGGAUACUGUAAGUAGCUCCAUGGACUCUUUGAUGCCUGCUAAUGUUCCUGUGGCUUUUGACCAUAAUUUGGACUCAAAAGGCACAACUUUACAAAGAAACAUGGACUUCAAUUCCAUUGGACAGUCAAAUUUUCUUGAUCCUUUGCACACAAAAUUUGAUGAGAUUGAUAGAUCAUUGGAGGCGUCAAUGAACAUUAACUUGAAGCCAGGGUAUGUUAUGGACCAACGGAAGCCACAGGGUGGGGUAGUAUCAAAUAAUUACGGGUUAUUGGAUGAUUUAGUGAGCACAAUGACAAAUCAGCUGCAAAAGAGAUGAGGUGACAUCAAUUGGAAGGAGAUUUGAACAAGUAUAAGUGGACAGAUCCAGAACGUACUUUUCUAGUGUAGUAAUUUCAUGGCAUUUGCGUUGGUGUCUCUACAGUCAUCAAAGUUUUGUGUUUUAUUAAGAGCAAAACAUCUUAUUCGGACUCUCUCUCCAUUAGUCAGUCAUUUUAGUUAGUUUUUUUUUUCGGUCGUGAGUCAUUAUAGUUAGUUAGAUGAUGAUCGAGCAGUCAGUUUCUUGUUGAUUGAACAAAUAAGGGCUUUGCUCAAU